Molecule: messenger RNA, 1017 nt
Organism: Oryza sativa Japonica Group (Japanese rice)
Lineage: Eukaryota; Viridiplantae; Streptophyta; Magnoliopsida; Poales; Poaceae
Source: RefSeq, a predicted model, not a curated record
GUUACUUCACGGGAUUCCCAAGCCAACCACUUUUUUACCUUUCCCCUUUCCCGGUGCUUCUCUCUCCCAUUUUCCCCUUUUACUGGUGUUGAGCCGAAGCGGAGAGGAGGCGGCGUCGUCAGGCUCGUCCUUGCUUCAAGCGGUGGUGACGACGGCGCCACGGAUCUGGAGCGGCGGCGGCGGCGGCGGCGGCGGCGCGGAUCUGGAGUGGAGCGACGUGGGAGGACGACGCCACCGCCGCUCGAGAUCCGCAACCGGGGCGAUGGCCGGCGGUGUUGUCGACGGGUUGACGAUGGCGUCGUCACGGGCUGACGGGAGGGAGGCGCGGUCGUCAGCGGCGGCGGUGACGUGGUCGUGGCGUGCCCCGGUGGCGACUCCACCAGCUGCACGAGCUCCCCCGGUCGGUGCCCCUCCUCUCCAUUCAUGGCGGCACCCGAUUACUCUCCCCUCAACCCUCAGUGGCACCGGCGCCAACACCGUCUCGCGCGCGGAGAAGCCUAGAAGGCCGGCGGUCGAGGAGCUCCCCCGGCGACGCGGCGAUGAGCAUCGAGCGGAGCAGCGGGCGGGCCUUCUCGACACGGAGCAGCGACAGCGUCCUCUGGCAUCUUCAGCAAGCGCCGAGCGGAGCAGCAAGGGGCCAUCUCGACGCAGAGCGGUGGCGGUCCGGAACUCCCUCGUUCCGAGCGGUGACGGUGACGGCCGCAUCAGCGCCGCCGGAUUUUCUCAGGUGGGGGACUUGGAUGAGGCUUCACCAGCUUGGGAGAACAACGGCGGCCACACUAGUCGGCGCUACAACAUCUCCCAACUCUUCUCCUCACCGAGUCCUCACCAAGUGGGUCCUGUGCCAGAGUUUUUUGCGCGAGGUGUUCGUUCCUUUGGCUGUGUUUAGAUUCAAAGUUUGUAUCUAAACUUUAAACUUCAGUCCUUUUUCAUCAUAUUAACUUGUCAUAUACCCAUAACUUUUUAGUCAUAUCAUUUUUAAUUUCAACCAAAAUCUAAACUUUGUGCUAAACUAAA